Molecule: messenger RNA, 4439 nt
Organism: Equus quagga
Lineage: Eukaryota; Metazoa; Chordata; Mammalia; Perissodactyla; Equidae
Gene: NFASC
Product: neurofascin
Exons: 30
Coding region: 135-4145 (1336 amino acids)
Biological process (GO): brain development; cell-cell adhesion
Molecular function (GO): cell-cell adhesion mediator activity
Source: RefSeq, a predicted model, not a curated record
CCUCCUCGGGGGUUGCAGGGACGAGGCUGAAUGAGGCAGAGACGCUGAGCUCUAUCCAGGAGGCCCAGUUAGAACGGCUGGAGGUGGCCACACCCUGCGGGCCGGGGAGCAGGGAGCGGGGCCCCGUGCUGAGGAUGGCCAGGCAGCAGCUGCCACCCUGGGUCCAUGCAGCCAUCCUCCUCUGCCUCCUCAGCCUCGGCCGGGCCAUCGAGAUUCCUAUGGAUCUGUCCCAGCCUCCGACCAUCACCAAGCAGUCGGUGAAGGACCACAUCGUGGAUCCCCGGGAUAACAUCCUGAUUGAGUGUGAGGCGAAGGGGAACCCCGCCCCCAGCUUCCACUGGACUCGCAACAGCAGGUUCUUCAACAUCGCCAAGGACCCCCGGGUGUCCAUGAAGAGGCGGUCUGGGACCCUGGUGAUCGACUUCCGCAGCGGCGGGCGGCCGGAGGAGUACGAGGGGGAGUACCAGUGCUUCGCCCGCAACAAGUUCGGCACCGCCCUGUCCAACAGGAUCCGCCUGCAGGUGUCCAAAUCUCCCCUGUGGCCCAAGGAAAACCUAGACCCUGUCGUGGUCCAAGAAGGCGCCCCCUUGACACUCCAGUGUAACCCCCCACCUGGACUUCCGUCCCCAGUCAUCUUCUGGAUGAGCAGCACCAUGGACCCCAUCACCCAAGACAAGCGUGUCUCCCAGGGCCACAACGGAGACCUGUAUUUCUCCAACGUCAUGCUGCAGGACAUGCAGACUGACUACAGCUGCAAUGCCCGCUUCCACUUUACCCACACCAUCCAGCAGAAGAACGCAUUCACUCUCAAGGUCCUCACCACCCGAGGAGUUGCGGAAAGGACACCCAGCUUCAUGUACCCCCAGGGCACUGCGAGCAGCCAGAUGGUGCUGCGUGGCAUGGACCUCCUGCUGGAGUGCAUCGCCUCCGGGGUCCCAACACCAGACAUCGCGUGGUACAAGAAAGGUGGGGACCUCCCAUCUGACAAGGCCAAGUUUGAGAACUUUAACAAGGCUCUACGUAUCACCAAUGUCUCUGAGGAAGACUCUGGAGAGUAUUUCUGCCUGGCCUCCAACAAGAUGGGCAGCAUCCGGCACACGAUCUCGGUGAGAGUAAAGGCUGCUCCCUACUGGCUGGAUGAACCCAAGAACCUUAUCCUGGCUCCUGGCGAGGACGGGAGACUGGUGUGUCGAGCCAGUGGGAACCCCAAGCCCACCAUCCAGUGGAUGGUGAAUGGGGAACCUUUGCAAUCGGCACCACCCAACCCAAACCGAGAGGUGGCCGGGGACACCAUCAUCUUCCGGGACACGCAGAUCAGCAGCAGGGCCGUGUACCAGUGCAACACCUCCAACGAGCACGGCUACCUGCUGGCCAACGCCUUCGUCAGCGUGCUGGACGUGCCACCUCGGAUGCUGUCACCGCGGAACCAGCUUAUUAGGGUGAUCCUGUACAACCGGACGCGGCUGGACUGCCCAUUCUUUGGGUCCCCCAUUCCCACGCUCCGUUGGUUUAAGAAUGGGCAAGGAAGCAACCUGGAUGGAGGCAACUACCAUGUCUAUGAGAAUGGCAGUCUGGAAAUCAAGAUGAUCCGCAAAGAGGACCAAGGCAUCUACACCUGUGUUGCCACUAACAUCCUGGGCAAGGCAGAAAACCAGGUCCGCCUGGAAGUCAAAGACCCCACCAGGAUCUUUCGGAUGCCUGAGGACCAGGUCGCCAAGAGGGGCACCACGGUGCAGCUGGAGUGCCGGGUGAAGCACGACCCCUCCCUGAAGCUCACAGUGUCCUGGCUGAAGGAUGACGAGCCACUCUACAUCGGGAACAGGAUGAAGAAGGAAGAUGACUCCCUGACCAUCUUUGGUGUGGCGGAGCGGGACCAGGGCAGUUACACCUGCGUCGCCAGCACUGAGCUGGACCAAGACCUGGCCAAGGCCUACCUCACCGUGCUAGCUGAUCAGGCCACUCCAACUAACCGUCUGGCUGCCCUGCCCAAAGGACGGCCAGACAGACCCCGGGACCUGGAGCUCACUGACCUGGCUGAGAGGAGUGUGAGGCUCACCUGGAUCCCAGGGGAUGACAACAAUAGCCCCAUCACAGACUAUGUCGUCCAGUUUGAAGAGGACCAGUUCCAGCCAGGGGUCUGGCAUGACCAUUCCAAGUUCCCAGGCAGUGUCAACUCAGCUGUCCUCCAGCUGUCCCCAUAUGUCAACUACCAGUUCCGGGUCAUUGCCAUCAACGAGGUCGGCAGCAGCCACCCCAGCCUCCCAUCUGAGCGCUACCGAACCAGCGGAGCACCCCCUGAGUCUAAUCCCGCUGAUGUGAAGGGAGAGGGGACCAGAAAGAACAACAUGGAGAUCACGUGGACGCCCAUGAAUGCCACCUCCGCCUUUGGCCCCAACCUGCGCUACAUCGUGAAGUGGCGGCGGAGAGAGACUCGAGAGAGCUGGAACAAUGUCACAGUGUGGGGCUCCCGCUACGUGGUGGGUCAGACCCCUGUCUACGUGCCCUACGAGAUCCGAGUCCAGGCCGAAAAUGACUUUGGGAAGGGCCCUGAGCCAGACACGGUCAUCGGUUACUCCGGAGAAGAUUAUCCCAGGGCUGCGCCCACCGACGUUAAAAUCCGAGUGCUGAACAGCACUGCCAUCAGCCUUCAGUGGAACCGCGUCUACUCCGACACGGUCCAGGGCCUGCUCAGAGAGUACCGAGCCUACUACUGGAGAGAGAGCAGCUUGCUGAAGAGCUUGUGGGUGUCUCAGAAGAGACAGCAGGCCAGCUUCCCUGGUGACCGCCUCCGCGGCGUGGUGCCCCGCCUCUUCCCCUACAGCAACUACAAGCUGGAGAUGGUUGUGGUCAAUGGGAGAGGCGAUGGGCCUCGCAGUGAGACCAAGGAGUUCACAACCCCAGAAGGAGUACCCAGUGCCCCCAGGCGAUUCCGAGUCCGGCAGCCCAACCUGGAGACCAUCAACCUGGAAUGGGACCAUCCGGAACACCCCAAUGGGAUCCUGACUGGAUACACCCUCAGAUACGUGGCCUUUAAUGGAACCAAAGUAGGAAAGCAGAUAGUGGAAAACUUCUCUCCCAAUCAGACCAAGUUCACGGUGCAAAGAGCAGACCCCGUGUCGCGCUACCGCUUUACCCUCAGUGCCAGGACGCAGGUGGGCUCUGGGGAAGCUGUCACAGAGGAGUCGCCAGCACCCCCGAAUGAAGCUACUCCAACCGCAGCUCCUCCCACGUUGCCCCCGACUACAGUGGGUACUGUGAGCAGUACUGAUGCUACUGUCACUGCUGCCACCACUGAAGCCACAACAGUCCCCAUCAUCCCAACUGUCGCACCUGCCACCAUCGCUACCACCACCGUCGCCACAACUACUACAACCACUGCCGCCACCACCACCACGGAGGGUCCUCCCACCACCACCACCGGGACUAAGAUACACGAAUCCGCCCCGGACGAGCAGUCCAUAUGGAACGUCACAGUGCUCCCCAACAGUAAAUGGGCCAACAUCACCUGGAAGCACAAUUUCGGGCCCGGAACUGACUUUGUGGUUGAGUACAUCGACAGCAACCAUACGAAAAAAAGUGUCCCUGUUAAGGCCCAGGCGCAGCCUGUCCAGCUGACAGACCUCUAUCCCGGGAUGACAUACACGUUGCGAGUCUAUUCCCGGGACCACGAGGGCAUCAGCAGUACCGUCAUCACCUUUAUGACCAGUACAGCUUACACCAACAACCAGGCGGACAUCGCCACCCAGGGCUGGUUCAUCGGGCUCAUGUGCGCCAUCGCCCUCCUGGUGCUGAUUCUGCUCAUCGUCUGUUUCAUCAAGAGGAGUCGAGGCGGCAAGUACCCAGUUCGAGAGAAAAAGGACGUUCCCCUUGGCCCUGAAGACCCCAAAGAAGAGGAUGGCUCCUUUGACUACAGUGAUGAGGACAACAAGCCCCUGCAGGGCAGCCAGACAUCCCUGGAUGGCACCAUCAAGCAGCAGGAGAGUGACGACAGCCUGGUGGACUACGGCGAGGGCGGCGAGGGGCAGUUCAAUGAGGACGGCUCCUUUAUCGGCCAGUACACAGUCAAAAAGGACAAGGAGGAGACAGAGGGCAAUGAAAGCUCAGAGGCCACGUCACCCGUCAACGCCAUCUAUUCUCUGGCCUAGCGGAGCCCCCCCAGGGCACAGCCACCACUUUGCAAGUGAGAGGAGGGGAGAGGGGGAGAUGAAGACACUGCAAAGCCACCACCAUCUUCUGGGAUGGGGGUUCAACAUGGGGGUCUGCCAAGCUGUGAGGACCAGUGACCACCCAGCCAACCACAAGCCCCCUCCCAAUGACCCCCCACACCCCGGGUUCCACCUGUUGGGGGAGCUGGAGCCCUGGCCGUGCUCAGCUGAGGGAGCCGGGCCCCUUGCUCAGCCUCGCAGGCACCUGAGCAUCACCCCCACCGCCUGGCCCUG